Propithecus coquereli (Coquerel's sifaka) is the source of this 1489-nucleotide messenger RNA. It is a transcript of the gene C9orf72, whose product is annotated as chromosome unknown open reading frame, human C9orf72. The record is from RefSeq and is a predicted model, not a curated record. The transcript is spliced from 6 exons. Gene Ontology annotation, molecular function: guanyl-nucleotide exchange factor activity. The coding region runs from base 1 to 975 and encodes 324 amino acids. NCBI's taxonomy places the organism in Eukaryota, Metazoa, Chordata, Mammalia, Primates, Indriidae. Gene Ontology annotation, biological process: endocytosis; autophagy. Gene Ontology annotation, cellular component: autophagosome; endosome.
AUGUCGACUCUCUGCCCGCCGCCAUCUCCAGCUGUUGCCAAAACAGAGAUUGCUUUAAGUGGUGAAUCCCCUUUAUUAGCAGCUACCUUUGCUUACUGGGACAAUAUUCUUGGUCCUAGAGUAAGGCACAUUUGGGCUCCAAAGACAGAGCAGGUACUUCUCAGCGAUGGAGAAAUAACUUUUCUUGCCAACCACACUCUAAAUGGAGAAAUCCUUCGAAAUGCAGAGAGUGGUGCUAUAGAUGUAAAGUUUUUUGUCUUGUCUGAAAAAGGAGUGAUUAUUGUUUCAUUAAUCUUUGAUGGAAACUGGAAUGGGGAUCGGAGCACAUAUGGACUAUCAAUUAUACUUCCACAGACGGAACUUAGUUUCUACCUCCCACUUCACAGAGUGUGUGUUGAUAGAUUAACACACAUUAUCCGGAAAGGAAGGAUAUGGAUGCAUAAGAUAGCUGAUACAGUACUCAAUGAUGAUGAUAUUGGUGACAGUUGUCAUGAAGGCUUUCUUCUCAAUGCCAUCAGCUCACACUUGCAAACUUGUGGCUGUUCUGUUGUCGUAGGUAGCAGUGCAGAGAAAGUAAAUAAGUUUCCUUCUUCUGUAGUUUGGCACCUUCAACACCGAAGGUGCUGUGUAAGUAGAAUGGGAACAAGCAGUGCAUUAACGUGGUUCAUCUUCAUGCAGGUCUUUCAGUUGCAACCCGGUUUAUCUCUCAGGAGUACUUUCCUUGCACAGUUCCUGCUCGUCCUUCAUAGAAAAGCCUUGACACUAAUAAAAUACAUAGAAGAUGAUACGCAGAAGGGAAAAAAGCCCUUUAAAUCUCUUCGGAACCUGAAGAUAGACCUUGAUUUAACAGCAGAGGGCGAUCUUAACAUAAUAAUGGCUCUAGCUGAGAAAAUUAAACCAGGCCUACACUCUUUUAUCUUUGGAAGACCUUUCUACACUAGUGUGCAAGAACGAGAUGUUCUAAUGACUUUUUAAAUGUGUGACUGGACAAGUACACUUCAUCACAAUCAUGAUUGCUGCUAAAGUAGCUCAGUGGUUUGGGGUAAACAUCACUUCCCCAGGUCUUGCCGCCAGAGUCCUAGUCAGCAAUUGCAGUUAAAGUUAGUUACACUACAGUCGUCACGAGAGUCUGUAAGGGGGUGUCAAGUGCAUCAUUACAUUGGAUGUCUCUUUUCCUAAAUUUACUCUCUUGGGAUACAGACUUAUGUUUACAAUUAUAAUAAAUAUUCUUGCUAUCUUUUAAAGAUAUACUAAUAGGAUAUAAACUUGACCACAACUACUGUUUUUUGAAAUUUACGAUUCAUAGUUUACAUGUAUCAAAGUGAAAUCUGAGUUACCUUUCACAGAUUUAAUACUGGUUGACCUCCCGUCUUUGGGUGUUCCUGGGUGCGUGGGAUUACUGUAAUACUUCUGCAAUCAGCUGAAAAUUAGAGCAUUUAAAUCAUUUCGGUUCUGCAGAAAGGAAGUUAGCUUGAACACAGGUUAAGCU